Messenger RNA from Hevea brasiliensis (rubber tree), 2334 nucleotides. Its product is annotated as putative disease resistance protein RGA3. The transcript is spliced from 2 exons. Gene Ontology annotation, molecular function: ADP binding. NCBI's taxonomy places the organism in Eukaryota, Viridiplantae, Streptophyta, Magnoliopsida, Malpighiales, Euphorbiaceae. The record is from RefSeq and is a predicted model, not a curated record. Gene Ontology annotation, biological process: defense response to other organism. The coding region runs from base 1 to 2334 and encodes 777 amino acids.
AUGGGUACUCCAUCUUCAUUGCCCACAAACCCUAAUCCCAGCCCCAGUCCGCCACCACCUCAAUCACCGCCACCACAAACUCCACCAUUACCACAAUCGCCACCACCUCAAUCACCGCCACCACCCCCAAGCCAAAUACCACCUCUCAUUCCGCCGACUCCCCUCUCGCCGCAAUCCGAGCCGCCAAAUGAAACACCAAUUCCCGACUCCCAUUCCCCAGAACCAGCGCCUGAACAUGUGCCUACUCAAAUGAAAACCCAAGGCAAAACAAAAAAGGCUGCAAGUAAACCUAAGAAAACCCCUGUCGGAAAACGAAAACGAGUACCCUCUGUUCCUUUCGACCUGAAUUCUCCACCUCAGCCGUCCUCUGAACCAGUUAGCAAAAGGACCAGGUCUUCCUCGCAAACCCCAACACCAGUGGCCCAAACACCAGUACCUCAGUCUCCCUUACACUCUCCAGCACCUGCAUCAUCUGCAGAUAACAUCGAGGAGAAUAAAAGGAGACAUAGUCUUGCUACGCAAGCAAAAACUGAAGUCAUUGGGAGGGAAGAUGAUAGAAAAGCAAUUGUAGAUCUUUUAUUACACUCUGCCACUGUGGACAAUGUGUCUGUCAUUCCCAUUGUAGGGAUGGGAGGGUUAGGAAAGACCACAUUAGCUCAAUAUGUUUAUAAUGAUGAAAAAGUCAAAAAUCAUUUCGAGCUAAAGUUAUGGGUGUGUGUCUCUGACGUCUUUGAUCUAAAAGUAAUAGUGGAAAAGAUGUUAAAAUCAAUAGGAAAGGAACCAGGAAACUUUGAGUUGGAUCAAUUGCAAACAAGUGUUCGAAAUGCAAUUAGUGGAAAGAAAUAUAUGUUAGUGUUGGAUGAUGUUUGGAAUGAAGAUCUUCAGAAAUGGAUGGAGUUAAAGGCACUAUUGAUGUGCGGUGCAAGAGGAAGUAGGAUCUUAGUGACCACUCGUUCCGAAAAGGUUGCAGGAAUAACUAGUGGCAAAAAGACACAUUAUUCUCUAAAGGGCUUAGAUCUAGAUAAGUCUUGGUCUUUGUUUAAGAAAAUAGUGUUCGAGGGGAAAGAGCCAGAGAGUCCAAAUGUGAAAAACAACGGAAAGCGGAUUAUAGAGAAGUGUGUUGGAGUUCCCCUUGCAAUAAAGACAAUUGCAAGUCUUUUAUACUUUAGAGAUCCAGAAAGAGAAUGGUUGCCUUUUUUAGAAAAUGAUCUUUCAAAAAUAGCUCAAGAUGAAAAUGUCAUUUUAAAUACACUUAAAUUGAGCUAUGAUCAUCUCUCAUCACAUUUGAAGCAUUGUUUUGCAUAUUGUGCAUUAUUUCCCAAAGAUUAUGUGAUUGAUGUGAAAAAAUUGAUUCAUCUUUGGGCUGCCCAAGGGUUCAUUGAGUCAUCAAAUUCAAGUUUAUGUGAUGAAGACAUUGGACUACAGUAUUUUACAGAGUUGUGGUGGAGGUCAUUUUUUCAGGAAGUAGAGAGGGAUGAAUUAGGCAAUGUAGAAAAUUGCAAAAUGCAUGAUUUGAUGCAUGAACUUGCAACUUCAGUUGCUGGGAAGGGCAUUUGCAUAAUAAAUUUUAAAGAAAAAAGUGUGGAUGAAAGUGUCCGUCACGUGUUAUUUGACUUCCGGUUAUAUUCAUCCCAACAAAUUCCUGCUGGAUUAAGCAAUGCACUAAAAUUGAGAACGUUUCUUUUGCCAUGUCAAGAAUUUCCUAUUAGUGAAGAUGAUGUAAGUAAGUUGUCAAUCUCUGAAGUUAUUGUUCUAAACUUUAGAGAGUUACGGGUGUGUGAUACAAAGAUUGAAAAAGUGUCCAAUUCUAUAAAUAGACUAAAACAUCUUAGAUAUCUUGAUGUUUCUGAUAAUGAGAAAAUCGUAGCACUUUCAAAUUCUAUUACGAAUCUACAAAAUUUACAAGUGCUAAAUGUCUCAUGGUGUAGUAGUCUAAAGGAACUGCCUAAAGAUAUUAAAAAACUGAUUAAUCUUAGGCAUUUGUAUUGUGUUGGCUGUUCGAAUUUGACCCAUAUGCCACGUGGGCUUGGGCAAUUGACUUCACUUCGAACGUUGACAUUGUUUAUAGUGGCAAAAGAUAAUUCAGUGGCAAAGAAUGUUGGAGGAUUAAAUGAAUUGAAUAGCCUCAACAAUUUGAGAGGAAGUCUUGCAAUUACAAGUUUGGGAUAUGUGAAAAAUGGGAUAAUAAAUCCUAUUUUGAAAGACAUGUCGCUUCUUCAAUCAUUGUUUUUAUCUUCGCGUCGAGAUGAUGAUGCAAAUGUUGAUAAUGAAGAAAUGGCAUUCCAAAAUCUCCAACCGCAUCCUAAUCUUAAAGAGUUAAAGGUGUAUAAGUGA